This is a messenger RNA of Cotesia congregata, 468 nucleotides long. NCBI's taxonomy places the organism in Eukaryota, Metazoa, Arthropoda, Insecta, Hymenoptera, Braconidae. The record is from the annotation of a GenBank genome assembly.
AUGGAUGAUAAAUUGAAUACUGAAAAAUCAGACCUUCAAUUAGGGAAAGGUAAUUUCGCAAAAGUCGUACAAAUCGUAAAUAAAAUACAGCAGCAAUUACAGAAUGAGAAGGAUUAUAACCAUCUUCGGGAAUACUUAUGGUUGUCAAUGAAUUCAGAGAAAAGAAUGCGCGAUCAGAAUGAAUCAAAUUAUCACUGUUGGUAUCAGCUUAGUACGAGUUACUUAUUGGUUUUUAAACUCUUGGUAAUAGUUGUACAGACUGACCUUCGGUAUUUUUUUUCGCUUCAAGUUAUCAAUGGACAUAAAAAUGAUGAAGCAGUAAGAACAGAAUGCCGUAUACUUGAAUCAUAUGAAGUGAUGAAGAUAGAUUUAGAAACAACUUUGAGAUUAGUUGAUCAGAACAUUGACAAGGUUACACGUGUAAUAGGAAUGAUAAGGAUUGAUGAUUCAUGGAAAACAAAAACAUAA